Molecule: messenger RNA, 3334 nt
Organism: Cyprinodon tularosa
Lineage: Eukaryota; Metazoa; Chordata; Actinopteri; Cyprinodontiformes; Cyprinodontidae
Gene: fli1
Product: Fli-1 proto-oncogene, ETS transcription factor
Exons: 10
Coding region: 16-1485 (489 amino acids)
Biological process (GO): cell differentiation; regulation of transcription by RNA polymerase II
Cellular component (GO): nucleus
Molecular function (GO): sequence-specific DNA binding; DNA-binding transcription factor activity, RNA polymerase II-specific
Source: RefSeq, a predicted model, not a curated record
GCUGAAAGGAUCAACAUGCAAACAACCCAGGCAGGGGCCCAUUGGACACUGAGCACCCUUGGGCCUGUCUGUCAAGUAGACAUGUUUCAAACUGUUCCUGACACCUCGUCUUACGUUAAGGUAAGACAUCAACGUCUCUUGAAUCAGGAGGCGCUAUCAGUGGUGAGUGAAGACCAGUCCUUAUUUGAGCCUCCAUACGCUGCUGCUGCCCCGCUCUCAAAGACAGACAUGACUGCAUCUGGCACACAGGACUAUGGCCAGACCCACAAAAUCAACCCUUUACCCCCACAGCAAGAGUGGAUCAACCAGCCUGUGCGGGUCAAUGUCAAGAGAGAAUACGAGCACAUGAAUGGAUCCAGCAGGGAGUCUCCUGUGGACUGCAGUGUGGGCAAAUGUAACAAGUUAGUCGGGGCUAAUGACACAUCUCAAAUGACGUAUGGAAGCUAUAUGGAUGAGAAGAAUGCCCCUCCUCCCAACAUGACCACCAAUGAGCGAAGAGUCAUUGUACCUGCAGACCCAUCACUGUGGUCUCAAGACCAUGUGCGCCAGUGGCUGGAGUGGGCCAUCAAGGAGUACGGACUGCUAGAAAUUGACACGUCAAUGUUUCAAAACACAGACGGCAAAGAGCUUUGCAAGAUGAGCAAGGAUGACUUCCUCCGACUUACCACCAUGUACAACGCAGAAGUGCUUCUGUCUCAUCUCAAUUACCUCAGGGAAAGUAGCUCAUCGUUAUCCUACAAUACACCAUCUCACACUGACGCAUCACCGCGUUUGGCUGCCAAAGAAGAUCUUUCAUAUGAUGCUGUAAGGCGGACGGGGUGGUCUAACAACAUGCACAGUGGCAAAGGCUCCCCUGUAGUUCCUCAGAAUGUGACCAAAUCCACUGAGCAGCCCAGAGCUCAGCCAGAUCCUUACCAGAUCCUGGGCCCUACCAGUAGUCGUCUCGCCAACCCAGGCUCAGGUCAAAUCCAACUAUGGCAGUUUCUUCUGGAGCUCUUGUCUGACAGUGCCAAUGCAGGGUGCAUCACUUGGGAAGGGACCAAUGGAGAAUUUAAGAUGACAGAUCCAGAUGAGGUAGCGCGGCGAUGGGGUGAGCGUAAGAGCAAGCCCAACAUGAACUACGACAAGCUGAGCCGUGCGCUGCGCUACUACUAUGACAAAAAUAUCAUGACAAAAGUGCAUGGCAAACGCUAUGCCUACAAGUUCGACUUCCAUGGCAUUGCUCAGGCGCUGCAGCCACACCCUACCGAGUCAUCCAUGUAUAAAUACCCGUCGGACCUAGCCUAUGUGCCUUCCUACCAUGCCCACCAGCAAAAGGUCAACUUUGUAUCCCCUCACCCUCCAUCUAUGCCAGUCACCUCCUCCAAUUUCUUCGGACCCACUGCUCAGUAUUGGAGUUCACCCACUGCAGGCAUCUACCCUAACCCAAAUGUUCCUCGCCACCCUAACACUCAUGUGCCAUCCCAUCUCGGUAGUUACUAUUAGGACAACCCACACUGAUCAAUGACCAACUUCUAAAACCUACCUUCUCCCCCCACCAAAGUUGCUGACCUGCACUCUUUGUAAUGCCAAAGACUGAAUCGAUGGAAACAAUCAUCUUAAGAAAUGCUGUUCCUCAAUAAAGACUAGUUUAUUGAAGGUUUUUUCAUGUAAGAAUCUAUAAAAAAAAACUGGAUACCUUGGUCUAUAAUGGAAUACUACUUAUUAUGACUGUUUGUCAGUUGUUGUUUUUUUUUUUUCUUUAUGCACAUCUAAGUUUCUUGGACGUGUCUUUUCCACUCUCUCUGGAUAACUUCACCUCUAAGCCAAUAAGUGUCCCGAAGCCAAAGGAAUGGUCUUGAACCUGAGUGUGUCAGCCUAUUUUUCAUGCUACCUUAGCCGACAUGGGCCUAUCACUUGGGUCUCAAUCUUGUCCUUCUCAGUACAGUUUGUACACUUUGCUUAAAAAAAUCAGCUUUUGCCGCUUAUCUACUACCUUGUGGGGUUUUUCCACUGUUUUUCUUUCUGCCUUUCUGUUUAUUUGCAUGUUUUGGGGGUUUUGUGUGUCUGUGUGUGUGUGUGAAAGAGAGAGAUGGUUUGUGUACAUAUGUUUCUCCAAUAGACAAGUAGGAGAUCUUGCAAGAGGGACUUUUCUCAGCACUGAAUGAAAUUUGGCGACUGGAACAUGCAUUUCACCGUGCCGCCAUGUAAUUUAUCCUCCAAAACUGGAAGGCUUGAGAGGAGUUAGAUGCCGUAGAAUGAAGCGCUGUAUGUUUCUGCUGAACCUGGGUCAACUCAGUUGCUUAAAGAAUGUUUUCCAUGUAUUUUGUGUGAAGCUGAGAGAGAUAAUGGGUAAUGAGCACACCUUAAACAUAGAGUUAAAUCAAUUGUGUUGUGGAAGAUAAGUCAAGAUUUAUUAGGGGUGAUUUGCAAAUAUAGUUCCUGCCCAGUUCAAAUGUAUAUCUCUAUUUUUGUUUUGUUUUGUUUUUUUCUUUAUUUUUUUGGAAGGCUACAGUACACACUAAGCUAAGUGUUUGCCUUGUUUCUUUCUCUCAGCCAGGCUAUUUUGCUCGACCAUAUCAGUAUUAAUGUGAAUGUCUUCUGGCUUGUGAAUAACACUUAAAAGAAAAGGCCUUUGCCUUAAUCAAAAUAUGUCAGAUGUGUUUUUUUAAGAAAUCUGAUGAUGCAUGUCCACAUAUUGCCAUGAAACAUGAUAGUAAUUUUAGAGUAUGUAGUUCUUUUUCGGGGCUGUGUUAGCCUUCAUUUUAGGGGCUGUUGUUUUUCUGUCCAAAUGGCAUUAAUUCUUCAUCAUGUUUUAAAAAGGUGCUGGAAAACAUAGCAGUAAGUCCUUGCAGAGGUAGGGUUAGGCUCCAACUGCUGAUCCAUAUGAUACCAUCAUUAUCAACUACCAUUGCACAACUAAAUUUCCAAAGAAAAAUAAAUGUUUAUGAAAAAAAUCAACCAUUUUUAUUUAAAGUAUUUUCUAACAAUAGAAUCUGCCAAGUUCUUUCUUGUAUCUCUAGGCCAACCAGUAUGGCACAGGUUGGUGCAGAGAAGCGAUGAAUCAUAUAAUUCUCACUAACAGAAACUAUGUUGGAGUGUUUUUUUCUUCCUUUUUUCUUCCAAGGAUUGAUCUUAGCAUGAGAGCUGCAUGUUUGGUCAUAAUUGUCUCACUGAUCUUUAAGCCUAGCAAAAUGCAAACGAAUCUCAAGUCAGAAUUUCAAACAUUGUCAUGUAAAAGUGCGUCAAAAUUACAACCAUAAUCAUUUUUUCAACUGUCAAUUUCAGAAAUUAUGAAAAAGUCACUGAAAAUAGACACUUGAAAAUCUUUUUUUUUUUUUUCGAGAACAAAAAC